Messenger RNA from Lasiosphaeria miniovina, 1095 nucleotides. RefSeq lists its product as uncharacterized. The transcript has a single exon. NCBI's taxonomy places the organism in Eukaryota, Fungi, Ascomycota, Sordariomycetes, Sordariales, Lasiosphaeriaceae. Bases 1 to 1095 code for a protein of 364 amino acids. The record is from RefSeq and is a predicted model, not a curated record.
AUGGCGGACGUCGAGAAAGCCGCCAUGCACCACGCCGAAGACGACGAGCAGCCGCUGCUAGCUUUCCACCACGCCACGACCCUCCACACACCAACAACUCCUCUCCCGGUCCUUGUCCCCGCCGCUCAAAACCAGCGCCCACGUCCGUUCCCGACGCACAUGAAGGCCUACUACGUGUACCAGCUCAGCUUCGCGAGCCUGCUGACGGUCAAGCUGUGCGGGCCGGGUGGCAAGGAUGACGUGCUGUACACGGUGGAAAUGGUGUCGGGGUGCCGCAGCCGCGCACCCCUGGGCGCGCGGCCGGGGCUGCUGCUGCGCGACGGCCACGGCCACAGCCGGCGCUGCCACCACAAUGCAUCGGCAUCCAAAUCACCAAACGGCAACAACAACUUGCACAACACACCCUGUCGCCACCAGGGCGGUGCCGGUCCUGUGCUUGCGGCCGCCGGCGACGAUGCCGCCGUCGCGUGCACCUUCAACCUCAGCAGCCUGGUGCUGAUGCCGGCGCACGCGAUGCUGCCCUCGCCACCGUGCUGUCCGAGUGGGAGGAGCGCCGCCCUCGUCGUUGACCUGGAAGCGCUGCCCGGAAUGCUGGGCGCGGGCGCGGGGCCCGUGACGGAGCUGAUGCGCGCGUCGACGACGGCGGGCGGCGGGGUCGUGUUCCGCUUCGCCGUCGAGGUCGGGACUCCUGCAUAUCCUCGCUCUGGAGAGAAGACCGCAAUGCCGCUCCGCCGCGAGCAGUUUGCGUGGUGCAAGGUUUUCUGCGCCGACAGCUGGCGCGGCAGGAGCGGCAGCGGGUGCGAGGCCACCAAGGUCGCCGGCGGGUUCAAGCUGGUGCGGCUCGCCGAAGGUGCCGUCGACGAGCAUGACGGCGAGACGGUCGCGGUGCUGGGCUGGAGCGGCGCCCUAUCGCUCCGCGAGGCCUUCUCACUCGAGCUGCGGGGCUCGGGCGCGUCGGGCGCUCUCGGCGACCGCUGGGCCCUCAUGGCCGUCACGACUGCGCUGCGCCUGUGGGUGCUGCGUGUCAGCGGCCGCACGAGCAGGACGGCUAUUGCCAUUGGCGAGAAGAUUGAGCGGCGGAAGCUGUUUCGUUGA